AUGGUUCUCGUCUUUGGAGUCAACUUUGCCGAAUCGCGCCUCGUCAAGAGCGCCCUCGAGAGCUUCUACGGUGUCGGCCCUCAGAUCUCCCAGCGCCUCAUGGCUCGCCUUUCCAUUCACAACACCGCAAAACUCCAGGGUCUUGGUCACCGCACAGUCAACGACCUCUCCGCCGAACUCCAGAACCUGACCAUCGAGAACAACCUGAGGAGGAAACUGCAAGACAACAUCAAGCGUCUAAGAGAUAUGGGCACAUACAGAGGAAGACGCCAUGCCAUGAGUCUGCCAGUCCGUGGUCAGAGGACCCGCACACAGAUCGCAACUGCCAGAAAGUUGAACAGAGUUGUUCGCAGAGGCUGA
Molecule: messenger RNA, 360 nt
Organism: Aureobasidium namibiae CBS 147.97
Lineage: Eukaryota; Fungi; Ascomycota; Dothideomycetes; Dothideales; Saccotheciaceae
Product: ribosomal protein S13
Exons: 3
Coding region: 1-360 (119 amino acids)
Biological process (GO): translation
Cellular component (GO): ribosome; mitochondrion; small ribosomal subunit
Molecular function (GO): structural constituent of ribosome; RNA binding
Source: RefSeq, a predicted model, not a curated record